Mycetomoellerius zeteki is the source of this 4403-nucleotide messenger RNA. It is a transcript of the gene Klp10A, whose product is annotated as kinesin-like protein 10A. Gene Ontology annotation, molecular function: microtubule motor activity; microtubule binding; ATP binding. The record is from RefSeq and is a predicted model, not a curated record. NCBI's taxonomy places the organism in Eukaryota, Metazoa, Arthropoda, Insecta, Hymenoptera, Formicidae. Gene Ontology annotation, cellular component: microtubule. The coding region runs from base 48 to 3566 and encodes 1172 amino acids. Gene Ontology annotation, biological process: microtubule depolymerization; microtubule-based movement. The transcript has 13 exons.
CUUUCCUUAAAAAUACAAUAUUUGUUAUUAAUUGCUGUAAAUUCAACAUGGAUUGGUUAUCUCUUUGUGUCUGUGGCACAAAGCGCAAUUCCAACGAUAGAAAGAUCAAGAAGGACGGAAAGCGCAAAAAGAAUAAGAAAUCUAAAAAGAAUUCCAAGCAGAAAGGAUCAUGCAAAGAGUUGCCGUUCAUCGUCGACGAGUUCUUGCGCAAAUCGCAGGAUGAACAAUCAAAAGAAAUCGCGGAAAAAGACUGGACGAACAGAGAAAUCGUUAAUUAUCUCAAUGAUUGCACGAAAAAUCAAAUCGCCUCGACUGAUCAAACCGAUCCAUCGGAAGUCAAUGGCUCAUCGUCUUAUCAAAUCAGUGACGAUCAUGAGAACUUCGAGAAGGAUUCUCUCAAGGACUCGGAAAUAAAUGCGGAAUCUGUUCGAGAACUAUGUGAUAUCGAUUAUUAUGAUAAUGCGGUGCUGCAUUCGAGAAGUGCAUCGAGCACGGCAGAAAAGCAAGUCAAGUGCAUCUCGGAUGAGAAAGAACACGAUGAAGAUGCGGAUCUGGACGAAUCCAUUCCGAGAUCAUCGGUAGCAUCCGGAGGACCCGAAGAUUCGUCCUGGACGUCGGAAAUCGAAGGUAGACAGGAUGCGGUCCUGGAAUCGAGUUUUGAUAAAAAGUUCAAUGAAAGAGUUUCGUCUAGAAUUAAUUUUUCCGACGAGAAGCAAGAAAAGUCGAAGACGAGAGCCGUUCCGAAGAAAAAAGGGACCAACAGAAACAUUCUUCCACCGAUCAAAGGAAGAUCUCGCACUGAAACUUGCAUGGAUAAUGAGGAACUGCAAGCCCAUGAAGAGACGAAUAAAUUUGGUUUUAAGAAAACUGCGGCGUCUUACGAGCGGAACGAGAUUCGGCGGAAAUUGAACUCGUGCAGCUUCGAGGUUCGACCGUAUGAGGAUGAAGAAGAGGGCGGAAAAGAAAGAGGCGGAAAAACAACGAAGAUUCGGGGCGAUGGAUCCAUGAUACCUAGACUUGCAUCCCCACUGCGACAGAGAAUGAAUUCGAUCAAGAACGACAGCGAUAAAUCAGAGAUCGUGGAAAACGGUCGUGUUCACUCAGCAGUUGUCUCCGGUAUCAAUUUAGAGCAGCGCACUGUAACUGUAGAAUGGUUCGAGAGAGGAGAAACCAAAGGCAAAGAAGUGGAAAUCGACGCGAUUCUUGCCUUGAAUCGCGAUUUGAAUCAAAAAAUGGGACCACGAAACGAGACUAUAUGUGCGCUGCCGCAAGCAAUGAAGAUAGGACCACGAGACGACGGUACGUGUGCGCUGCCGCAAGUGAUGAACAACCACAUGUUGGCGUCCUCAAAAACAAGGGAGCCGGACUCCUCGGCUGAGGAGGACGAGGGAGUCGACGAGUCGGAGAACCAAGAGGAGGGCUCCCUCGGACGCCAUGGUGGUCACACCACGAGAAACGGCCUCGCAUCCGCAACGCUUCCUGUACGAGUCACAUCUCGUCUCUCGCACUCCACCAGGCCGUCUAUUCCAGUGAAAGCUGGUUCGAAUAGGCAAUUGUCACGACCAACGGGUCGACCAACGAACAUAAUGUCGUCGACCACGUCGGUGAACGGUCACGGCGAAUCGGUUUCCGGCCUCACAGGACGCCGGGAACUCGAGAAUAUACCGCCGACACCGACGACGGCCGUCACGCAAUGCCUGAUGACUCCGGUGCAGAAUAGACAGCAGAAACAAGCGCAGCAGCAACAGCAACAGCAACAACAGCAGCAGCUGCAGCAACAAUCCCAGGUAGAGAACGGUCGGGGUAGGCGAUCCAAUGUCGUCAAGGAGGUCGAGAGAUUAAAGAAGAACAGGGAAGAGAGGAGACAACGACAAGCAGAACUUAAGGAGGAGAAGGAAGCGCUAAUGAAUCUGGAUCCAGGCAAUCCAAAUUGGGAGUUCCUUGCCAUGAUAAGAGAGUACCAUAACAGUAUAGAAUUCAGACCGUUGCGGGAGACUGACGCCGUGGAGGAUCAUCAGAUCACUGUGUGCGUGAGGAAACGUCCACUUAACAAGAAGGAGCACGCGCGCAAGGAGAUCGAUGUGAUCAGCGUACCCAGCAAGGAUCAAAUGGUAGUGCAUGAGCCGAAGUCCAAAGUUGAUCUCACGAAAUACCUUGAGAACCAGAUCUUCAGAUUUGAUUAUGCGUUCGAUGAGACGUGCAACAACGAGAUAGUUUACAAGUACACGGCUAAACCGUUGGUGCAAACGAUCUUCGAGGGCGGCAUGGCCACGUGCUUCGCGUACGGUCAGACCGGCAGCGGCAAGACCCAUACAAUGGGAGGUGAUUUUAAUGGCAAAACACAGGACUGUAAGAAGGGCAUUUACGCCAUGGUUGCCAAAGACGUGUUCAAAUGCCUCAAAUUAGCCAAGUAUCGGCCUCUGAAUCUGGUCAUUUCCGCUAGCUUCUUCGAAAUCUACUCUGGCAAAGUGUUCGAUCUUUUGGCGGACAAAGAAAAACUGAGAGUUCUGGAGGACGGCAAACAGCAGGUGCAAAUAGUCGGACUAACGGAGAAGUUUGUAGAAACUUGCGAUGAAGUAUUAAAGUUAAUACAACACGGGAACAGCGCCAGAACGAGCGGUCAGACGAGCGCUAAUUCUAAUUCUUCGAGAUCACACGCGGUAUUCCAAAUAAUAGCGCGUAUCCCGGGUACACACAAGGUGCACGGAAAGUUCUCACUCAUCGAUCUUGCUGGUAAUGAAAGGGGUGCUGAUACGUCGUCUGCUAAUAGGCAAACUCGAAUGGAAGGUGCUGAGAUCAAUAAAUCUCUAUUAGCAUUAAAAGAAUGUAUACGCGCGUUAAGUCGUAAGGGUACGCAUUUGCCUUUUAGAGCAAGCAAGCUGACUCAAGUAUUAAGGGACAGUUUUAUCGGUGAAAAAUCAAAAACUUGCAUGAUAGCAAUGAUUAGUCCUGGGAUGAGUUCCUGCGAGCAUUCCCUAAAUACGUUGAGAUAUGCGGAUCGAGUGAAAGAAUUGGCGGCAACUGAUCCUACCGAAAUAAAAGCUUCACCGACUGAUGAUGACCGAGGAAUGAAGAUCGAGGAACAGGGAAAUAAUAGUGUAUUAUCGGAUAGCGAUUUAGCGCAGCUUCGAUCUCUCAAUGAAGGUGAACUUUCGCAAGAUCUGUACACUUUUCAUGAGGCAGUAUCAGCUCUGCAAAUGCUCGAAGAAGAAGUGUUGGACACGCACAAACUGGUCAUGGAUAAUACGACUAAAUUCCUUAACGACGCGCACAGUGUGUUCAGCGCGACUCAUGAAGUGGAUUAUGACCAAGAAGAUUUGAGGCGGAAAAGAACAAAGUUUGAGUCACCCUACCUGAGGAGUUUCUCGUUACGUAGACAUCUUAUAGAGAGAAAACUAUUUUCCGACGCAUAUGCCCAAAAGUGGGAGCAGCUGUUAAUACAGCAACGUGACAUUCUGAACGCCGCGCUCGACCAAGUCAGCCAGUUCCGCGGGCAGCUGUUGCAGGAGGAACAAAUCAGCCAGAAGAUGACCCGAAUGCGCAACAUCUCAACGCGAUACAAUUAAAAAUGUUACCCCUAGCGAACGGAAAAAAAAGACACAAAAUUAUUUCUCACCGGUGAAAAAAAAAGUCCGCUUCUUAUGUGUGUCGACUCUUUAAUUACAAGCGCGCGCGAAAAGCAGAUAUGCCAUGACACUAGUGCGACAGUCAUAGGAACGCAAAAUGUAACAAAUGUCUUGCCUUCGAAAUUGCUACGAAAUGUACGUCGUCGAGAUAGCUCGACUCGUAAAUCUCACCCUAGCGAUCUUGUAUCAUAUAACGAUUCUUCUCGAAUGUUUCUCCAUUGUAAAAUGAAAGAAUAGAAAAGAAAAUUCCGCAGGAAGGGAUAUGUAAGCCGAAGUAUGGCAGGCAUAAUAAUAAUAGUUGCUUAAAGAUUCACCAGCGAAAAAUUAAUUAUUUGUUUUUACCGCAUUAGAUACGUUCGUCUCGGCGGAAGUCGACGAAGAAUUUUUUUUAGCCAAGAUUUCUACUUAGUGCCUCUUUUAGUUUCGAACCGUAGAAAAUUUUAAGUACAUCCGGAAUUUCUCUUAAGAUAACAAACGAACGCACGUUUGAUUUUGGCUCAGAGAUCAAAGUUUCGUCAGUAUGUAAUUGCAUAUUUAUUGAAAUGAGUUCUUACGUGUUUUACAUAUUUUUUGGGCCGCACCGAGACCAGCAAAAUUUUAAGCCGUCAACGACACAUCGAUACUCACUCAAUUGAUUGUACAAUUUGUUCAUCAUUGAGAUGCAACGCACCGCAAAUGAUAAUGCAUAAGUUAUUACGCCGUCAGAUAAACACUCAUUUUUUUAGACUGUAGAAUGCUAGGUAUUAUUACGAGGGACCCAGUGUAUUAUUGGAUAAA